AUGGUCAAAGCACUCUCUUGGCAUGAAACCAAUCUAAGAUGGUUUGUAUUAUGUCUAAUUGGUGUUUAUCCAUUAGCACAAUUCCUAAUAGCUGAAUUUCCUGCGUUAUUGGGAGAAUAAAUUAAGGACUAUUUUUAGGUCACACAAGAAGAUGUCAAUUAUUUACUUUUAUUUGAAUCACUUCCAAACAUGGUCAUGACUUUAGUAGGAGGUUUAAUAAUUGAUGCCUUUGGCGUUAGAAGAUCAUAUGUGCUUUUUGCAUUGGUAGUAAUCCUUGGCUAAUUUUUGUGCUUAUUUUCGGUAUUUUUGCACAGUUUUAAAUUAAUGAUCAUCGGAAGAUUUGUAUUUGGGAUAUUUGAGUCAAGUGGAUGUGUAGCAGAGAGUUAUUACAUUAAUAAGUGGUUCAAAGAUAAAGAAAAUUCACUUGCAUAUGGUAUCGAUACUGCUCUCUGCAGAAUCGGAUCAAUAACUGCUUCAAUAUUAUACCCAUUCUUAUAUUCAGCAUCUGACAGUGACUUAUCAAAAUGCCUGCUUAUGUGCUUUAAAAUCGCAAUUUUUAGUUUUAUUACAAUUAUAAUUCUGACUUAAAUAGACAGAUUUAGCGAUAUGAGAGAUAAAGUCGAGGAUCAAAAACUGGAAAGCAUUGAUCUGAGAUAAAUCAAAAAUUUUAGUUUAGAAUUUUAUAUAACAUUAAUAAGUUGUGCAACAUGCUAUUCAGUUUUUUUUAUCUUCAGCUACAAUUCUGUAGAAAUGUUUAAAGAGAACUUUAAAUUAGAUCAGAAUACGGCGAAUAUUUUGUUUAGUAUUCCUUAUUAUCUCUCAGCUUUACUAAGUCCAAUUGUCGGCUAUUAUUUAUAAAGAAUAGGAAGAGACAUUGAAAUUUUAAUAAUUGCUUGUAGUUGUCAAUUACUCACCUUGAUAAUGUACUAAAUUUUGCCAGAGUUCGAGUCUCCAUGUUUAAUAUUUCCUUUGAUUGGAAGUAUUCUUAAUGGACUCUUUUUUGGAGUUUAUUUUGCAGUUAUGUGGCCAUACAUUCCCAAUAUUGUGCCAUCACAUAUGGUAGCCACUGGAUUCGGAUUAAUAUAUAGCUGUAUUAAUUUAGAAUUGACUUGUUUUUCAUAUAUUGUUGCCAAUAUUUUAAGCGUGGAGAGUUACGAAAAUUAUCAAAAGGUGAACUCUUUGCUACUUUUAUUAUCAAUUAUUGGCUUUAUUUCUCUGAUCUAUUUGUAUUUUACAAAUAAAUCAAAACAGAGAAAUUCUACUCAUUCUUAAUCCAAUGAAACAGAUUCCACCAUCUAAAUCGAAUUAAUGGUGGUUUCUGGAUAAACUUGA
Paramecium tetraurelia is the source of this 1332-nucleotide messenger RNA. RefSeq lists its product as uncharacterized. The record is from RefSeq and is a predicted model, not a curated record. Gene Ontology annotation, molecular function: transmembrane transporter activity. Gene Ontology annotation, biological process: transmembrane transport. NCBI's taxonomy places the organism in Eukaryota, Ciliophora, Oligohymenophorea, Peniculida, Parameciidae. The transcript has 5 exons.